Messenger RNA from Mercurialis annua (annual mercury), 1282 nucleotides. RefSeq lists its product as uncharacterized. The record is from RefSeq and is a predicted model, not a curated record. Lineage: Eukaryota; Viridiplantae; Streptophyta; Magnoliopsida; Malpighiales; Euphorbiaceae. The transcript has 5 exons. The coding region runs from base 146 to 928 and encodes 260 amino acids.
AACACACACACACUAACGAUGACAGAACAACACAAAAUUCAUACUAAAAAUGGAAACUUCAACAUAAUCAAACCUAACCCAUCUCAUUUCAAAACCUUCCCUUCCAUUUUCUCGUCGCGAAAAAGCUCCGUUCUUUAGCACUUUAAUGGCUCCGAGAGGACGACCCAGAAGGUCACCGGCGCCGGGCAUGGGGCAGGGUCAGAGGAGAAUGGAUGCUGCUAUUGAUGCUAUGAGGGGCUUUGGAUUUGCUGAUGAGAUGAUUUUCAGUACUAUUAAUGAGCUUCUUGAAGUUUAUGGAGCAGAAGGAUGGCCUUUUAUUGAAGAGGCUGCUUAUAAAGUUUUGCUUGACACUAUUCUUGAGAAAGUUGAGAAUGAGACUGAAGAAAAGGGGGAGGGUGGAGAUGCAGACAAUGUUAAAGCACUAGCUUCUGGGCCUUCAAGCAGCGCUGUUUUACCUGCACGCUCUAAUGAGGAGGCUAUAGGCACUGAAUUACAUACUAACAAGCUUCUUGAAGAUAAUGUGGUUCCGGCUAUGAUAAAUGCAGACUCUGCAGAACCAACUGAUGGAUUUGAACAGAUUCCCCGUCCGCCACAUACUGGAGGAGAAGAAAGCAGCUGGAAGGACAUCAGCUUAGAUCAAGCCUCGAGGAAGAAAGAAACGAGCAAUGCUGGAGGAGCGAAUCCUACGAAUUCUCGUGCUGUUGAGAAACUCAGGAUCAACAGUUCUUCUGUUCAACGAGUUGACACACUUCCUAAACGUCAGCGUAAGCCUUGCUAUGGAUGGCUCAGUGGUAGUGAUGAUGAGUCGGAUAUUGUGGAACUAACACCAGCACCAUUACCAGAUAAGCUAGCAAAAUUGCUCCCUCAAACAAAUGUAGUUCGCAAGAAUCGGAAGAGAAGAUGGGAUGUAAGGCCUGAAGAUAAGUAGACUUAUCGAGAACUACUUUCAGAUUAUUGCAAAGAGUAAGUAAAACUUAAAGCUCGAAGUUUGCUCUUGAAUGUUUAGAGUUUUGUAUAUCCUUAGGCUAACAUGUAAGUAAGAAACAUCUAAAGAUAGUGAAUAGUUGAAUAGUCUAUUAUUGUUCUAUAUAGUACGGAAAUGGAAAUGCUUAACGGGAAACACCGAAACCAAAAAAUGGAAAACACCAUCUUUUACUAGAUUACGUUAUAAAUAUAGAAUUUGGAGUUUCAGAAAUGUCUCCGGAAGAGGAAAUGAAAUAUCGAAAUGUAGAGUCCGGGAUGUUUUCGUGAAACAUAGUUAAAUGUUUGAGCAAUUUAGUAA